Mucor mucedo is the source of this 546-nucleotide messenger RNA. Its product is annotated as HAD-like domain-containing protein. The annotation marks the transcript as partial. Gene Ontology annotation, molecular function: phosphoprotein phosphatase activity. Gene Ontology annotation, cellular component: plasma membrane. The transcript is spliced from 2 exons. The record is from RefSeq and is a predicted model, not a curated record. Lineage: Eukaryota; Fungi; Mucoromycota; Mucoromycetes; Mucorales; Mucoraceae.
UUACUGGAACCACUGGAGAAGGCACAUCGCAGUCGAAAAUGUCUGGUGUUAGACCUUGAUGAAACAUUAAUUCAUAGUUCAUUCAAGACGGUUGCUGGAGCGGAUUUUGUCGUACCAGUUGAAAUUGAAGGACACUAUCAUAAUGUGUUUGUCUUAAAAAGACCCGGUGUAGAUGCUUUCAUGAAACGUAUGGGUGAAUUGUAUGAAAUCGUAAUAUUUACUGCCAGUCUUUCCAAAUAUGCAGACCCAGUGCUUGAUAAAUUUGAUUUACACAAGGUGGUUCAUCACCGCCUGUUCAGAGAAUCAUGUCAUCCACACAAGGGAACUUAUAUUAAGGAUCUGUCGAGAUUAGGCCGUGAUUUAAAAAGUGUCAUCAUUUUGGAUAAUACACCUGCCAGUUACAGUUUUCAUCCCUCUAAUGCUGUACCUGUUUCUACAUGGUUUAACGAUCAGCAUGAUUCUGAAUUGAUUGAUUUAAUUCCUUUUCUAGAAGAUCUUGCUAAAGUAGAUGAUGUAGUGGACGUCUUAGAUAUAUCUUUCAAGUAG